Molecule: messenger RNA, 884 nt
Organism: Drosophila rhopaloa
Lineage: Eukaryota; Metazoa; Arthropoda; Insecta; Diptera; Drosophilidae
Gene: mRpL54
Product: 39S ribosomal protein L54, mitochondrial
Exons: 3
Coding region: 318-716 (132 amino acids)
Cellular component (GO): mitochondrial large ribosomal subunit
Molecular function (GO): structural constituent of ribosome
Source: RefSeq, a predicted model, not a curated record
GUUGCUAACAAAAAUAUUGACAGAAAUAAACUUCAGUUUAGCCUUCAUUGCGCUCAGUUAAUGUUAAUAACAUCUUAUAACUCAAUUGGUGUUUAGCAAUCACUUUUUAUUUGGAAAAAUUCGUUGAUUGUUAUUUGUUUUGAUAAACCAGCUGACAGUUUAGGUCUGCCCGUAUUUUUUGACAGGGCUGCAUCGUCGGCCUUACAUUUCGCAGAUUAUACAACAAAACGUUUAGUUUUGUAAAUAACUUACAGUAAUUUAACAAUUGUUUGUCAAUUAAAGUGACAAUUUUGGAGUAAAUAAAACACACAGCAAAUAUGAGCAACUUUACAGCGGUUUUCCAGUUGGUAAGGCAGCGUUUGAUGGCCCCAGCGAUAGGAAACUCCGCACGUUGUUAUGCCGUCAAACCGGCGGCGCCAGCGGGCAAGAAGAAAAAGCUGGGAAAGCUAGGACCCAUCAUGGAGAAAAAAAUCAUUCCCGUGGAGACGGAUGCCAACAAACUGGUGAACUACGUGUGCGGUAGCAACUACCUGAAAACGGGCGAGGAUGUCAAGAUCAAACCUGAUGCUGAGUACCCCGACUGGCUGUGGUCCCUGAACACGGAGCGCAUUAUCCCGCUGGACGAACUGGAUCCCAACACCAAGCAGUACUGGCGACGCCUAAGGAAACUGGCCCUGCGGCGCAACAACCAGCUGGCCAAGCUCAAGAAGUUCUAGACCCCGUAGCCCUAGGUGUUAUCGUUGAUUUUGGAGACCCGACCCUCAAGGCGACCCAUGUUGUUUGCCAUGCUCUUCUGAGCAACAAGUGUGCAAACACUAUGUUUUCCCUUAUAAAAAAACCAACCGCAAAUACAUUUCACACCUUCAUACCCUCCUUAUCAAUAA